Messenger RNA from Mizuhopecten yessoensis (Yesso scallop), 3434 nucleotides. Its product is annotated as TAF5-like RNA polymerase II p300/CBP-associated factor-associated factor 65 kDa subunit 5L. Gene Ontology annotation, biological process: transcription initiation at RNA polymerase II promoter. The record is from RefSeq and is a predicted model, not a curated record. Lineage: Eukaryota; Metazoa; Mollusca; Bivalvia; Pectinida; Pectinidae. The transcript has 15 exons. Gene Ontology annotation, molecular function: protein binding; RNA polymerase II general transcription initiation factor activity. Gene Ontology annotation, cellular component: transcription factor TFIID complex. Bases 60 to 1877 code for a protein of 605 amino acids.
CCCUUGGUUUCAGUUUAACAACAAAACCAUGCUUCAAAUGCAUGGAGUGAAGUCCAAGAAUGAAGCGCAUACGUUACGAGCAAAUACACUCGUCUGUACACCAGUAUCUUAAGAGGAGACAGUAUUCGGACCAUGAAGUGAUUGAGAAGAAGGAGCACAGAUGGGUACAUGAUGUAAAGGACAUGGCUCUAAAGAGUUCAGCUUCAGGGGAGACAACAACGGAGAAUAUCUUGUUGUAUAGCAGCAUAUCAGGGGACACAACUGUUUGUGAGCAACAGUUUUCACGAUUGAAGACAUACCUAAACGAGGCCAUUGACCCUUACAAGGAUGAGCUGACAACGAUAGUAUACCCCCUGUUUGUACAUAUUUACCUCCAGCUUAUGUACAAUGGACACAAGGCACCAGCACACAAAUUCUACAGUCGCCAUGUGAAGCUGUUUGAAAACCCUGAUGAGCUGGUCGUGAUGGAGGCUCUAAACAAACUGUACACGCGUACAGAGGUCAUCAGUUGUAAGGAGGCCAUGGAGUUCAGAGAACACAAGUAUAAAGUAUGUCUGUCACAAGAGGCUUUGGACUACCUGAUGAAAUAUCUCAAGGUUGAUGAUAAUAUGAUGCUAUUACAAAUUUUCAAUCAGCAUUUGAAAGUGGAAGUAUUAAAGGAGGACCAACAUGUUCUCGACCUGAAGGAGAGCGCGAGCGACAAACAUGAGUCUGGGGCAAGCGAGAAGAAACGCCCCACAGAUAUUGUCAGGCUGCUACAACAAUGUAUCAAACAAGUACGCGAAGGACCACCCUGUAUGUCUUCAAUAUGUUUCUACACCUUCCUCAACGCCUAUCAGGGGCUAUGUACGGUGGACAUAUCGCCAGACAGGACACUUCUGAGUGCUGGGUUUGAGGACUCCACCGUAAAGCUGUGGAGCAUCACUCCAGGUCUGAUACAGUCUACCAAAACAACGACAGAUCCAUCCAAGCUCUACCUGUCUGCCGACUUCUGGACCUCAGAGUCCUCGUGUGAGGACGAGGAGGAUGAGGAGGCUGAGACUGAGCAGAACAAGGAAGAAAAGAAGCCCCUGUACCGUGAGGUGGCGACACUGAGAGGUCACAACGGUUCUGUUUACAAGACAUCCUUCUGUGCUAACUCUAAAGCUUUACUCUCGUGUUCAGAAGAUGGAUCAGUACGUCUUUGGGACAUGAAGACUCAUACCAACAAAGUGUGCUAUAGAGGUCACAAUUACCCUGUGUGGGACAUAGACACUAGUUCAACUGGGAAUUAUUUCGCCUCGGCAUCCAAGGACUGCACAGCGAAAUUAUGGGAGACGGACCGGACUUUUCCAUUGAGGUCAUUCAUUGGUCACUCAUAUGAUGUGGAUUGUGUCAAGUUUCAUCCCAACUCUAACUACCUGGCGACGGGGUCCAGUGACCGGACUGUCCGACUGUGGAGUCUCCAGGAUGGGAAGUCCGUCCGUCUGAUGCAGGGACACCGGAGCUCGGUCCUUGCCCUAGCUUUCUCACCCAAUGGACAGUACCUGGCCUCCGCUGGUGAUGAUCGUAGGAUUCGGGUCUGGGAUCUCACCUCCGGAAACAUGUUCAAGGAACUGAAAGGCCACACAGAUACCAUACACUGCCUCACCUUCAACAGAGACAGCACCCUGUUAGCAUCAGGUGGCCUUGACUGUUGUAUAAAGAUCUGGGACAUCAGAAAGGGCGUCAGUAUGAGCAGCAGCAACAACAACAGCAACAGCAACAACAACAACAACAACCCACCAGAUGCAAAUAUUUCACCAGAACAGUUAGGAUCGUUUCCAACGAAAUCCGCAAUAGUGGCAUAUUUAAAGUUUGCCCAACACAAUCUCCUGUACGCUGCAGGCAGCAUUUGAUGUUAGAUCUGUGUCUGUGUGUUUUGAAGAAUAUAAUGGCAUGAGUGAAGAAAUCUGAUAAAAAAUUAAUAUAAUGCAGAAAUGUGUCCCAGUGUUAUGCAGAAAUAUAGCAAAUUCCACAGACCCCAAUAAAGCAUAUUGGGGGCAGAUUGUGUAAAACAACAAAAAGUGGUCAGAUCUAUUGGCCUCAACAAACAUCGUUUUUUCAUAACAACAAAACUUUGAAGUUUUUACUGCUGAGUUUUCACAUGUGAUAAUGUGCCGAAAUAAGGAGUGUUUAUUAUCAUUUUUUUUUCAUACAAAAUUUAGCUGACCAACACAUUUCAUUGUCAGUGCUAUAAAUUCUGUGAAAGUUCAUGAUUAGUGAUAAUAGUUUUUGAUUUUAACUGGUAGAUAAAAUGUUUCUAGUUAAAAUACUGACUACCGGGAAAUUUUUGCCAAGUCAAAUAUUUGCCCUUCAAUGGUAAAAUCUGUAUUCGUCUCAGUGUAAAUUUCACCCUUCACAUAUCAUUACUAAAUAUGGUAUGCUGUGAAAUAACAUUCGCUGUAAUGAUAAAUUCGCUCUCAUUGCGUAGGGCAAAAAAAAAAAAGGUAAACUGCGGUGAAAAUUUCCCAGUAUACAUUACUUCCCCGCCGAGUCGUAUCCGUUUGUAGAUAAGGAAACAUAAUGUUUCUAAACAUUUUCUUCAGGUUGGUAAGUAUGGAUUGUGAAAAGAUUCAUGUAGCACAACCAAAAAGUGUUACUAUGUGACGUUUUGAUGACUAGUAAGGUAUGUACUCUUACCCCUUCAUCAGACAAAUGCCCAGUGAAGCCUUUGUACACAAAGGUGUGAAAUAUGUACGAGUAGUCCAUGCAAAUCGAUAUCAAUUCGGCUACGCUGUCAGCGUGUGUACAAUUAGUUGUUAUAUAUGUACAGAAAUGGCUCGAGUAGGCUACGCUUUGUUUAAUAUUUAGUCAUAGAUGUGUGAGAGUCUAUGAGCCCCUCAUCUCGAUUUAGAACGGGCUCAUCUGGUUACGCCGUCGUUCUGCAGCGUAUCCAGAUGGGACAGUUCUAAAUCAUGCGCUUCACUGCUCAUUUGUCUGAUGAAGGUGACCGAGUACACACUGUACUAGUCAUCGAAACGUCACAUAGAAACAUAAUGUAAUUGUAACUGUAUUGAAGUUGUGAGGCUUUUGAACAAAUGAAAACAGGAUAAAGGAAGCGAGCUCUAUGAUAUACAGUAAUUAUGGUUCAUUGGUGUAAAUGACUGUGGUACCAGUAGCACCACCACGGUAUGAAUGUGGCUAAUAUUUGUUCCCCUACACCGUACAUGUUUGUAUUGUUUGUUUUUUGUAUCACCGUUUUGUAUUUCAUCAUUAUUAUAUCAUUAACGUUUCUUGGCAUGAGCGUGUGUAUGGUAUGAUGGUUUUCUAAGAUUUGUGAGUGAAUUGUUGAAUAUGAAAGUGCAAUAUAUGUGGUGCAAUUAUGUAGCAAAGAACAUAAUCGCUUUGUGAGGAUUGGUUGAGAAGUUUAAUUUUGUGAAUCAUCAACAGAAUAAAACAAUGUUUAUAAAAGA